AUGGCCAUGGAUGAAACAUUAAUCUCCACUAUUAACAAGCUUCAGGAUGCCUUGGCUCCACUUGGAGGAGGAUCUUCGUCGCCAGUUGACUUACCACAAAUUACCGUAGUCGGUUCGCAAUCUUCUGGGAAAUCAUCGGUAUUGGAAAACAUCGUUGGGCGUGAUUUUUUACCUAGAGGUACCGGUAUUGUGACCAGAAGACCGCUUGUGCUUCAAUUGAUUAACAAAAGACACCAAAGCGGUAAACCUGGUGUCAACGACACGGAGGAUCUCCUCAACUUAUCGACUACCAACGCAAACGGAGAGAAGUCAGAGAAUAACGCCGAAGAGUGGGGUGAAUUCCUUCAUUUGCCAAACAAGAAGUUCUUCAACUUCGAAGAUAUCAGAACUGAAAUUGUCCGUGAAACUGACGCCAAGACUGGUAAAAAUUUGGGGAUCUCUCCUGUUCCAAUUAACUUGAGAAUCUACUCUCCUCAUGUCUUAACAUUGACCUUGGUUGAUUUACCUGGUUUGACCAAGGUUCCAGUUGGUGACCAGCCAAAGGAUAUUGAAAAGCAAAUUAGAGAAAUGAUCAUGAAGUUCAUCUCCAAGCCAAACGCCAUCAUUCUCUCUGUUAAUGCUGCAAACACCGAUUUGGCCAACUCUGAUGGUUUGAAAUUGGCCAGAGAAGUAGACCCAGAAGGUUCCAGAACUAUUGGUGUCUUGACCAAGGUUGAUCUUAUGGAUCAAGGUACUGAUGUUAUUGACAUUCUUGCUGGUAGAGUUAUUCCACUCAGAUUUGGUUACGUUCCAGUUAUCAACAGAGGUCAGAAGGAUAUUGAAAGUAAAAAGACUAUCAGAGAUGCAUUAAAGGACGAACUGAAUUUCUUUGAGGGACACCCUUCAUACAAGGCUAAGGCACACUACUGUGGUACUCCUUACUUAGCUAAGAAACUUAAUGGUAUCUUGCUUCAUCACAUUAAGGGGACAUUACCAGAUAUCAAGAUGAGAAUCGAACACUCUUUAAAGAAGUACCAAAAUGAGUUACUGAUGUUGGGUCCUGAAAUGAGCGAGAGUCCUACAUCAAUUGCCCUUAAUAUGAUCACUAACUUCACCAAGGAUUAUAAUGGAAUCCUUAGCGGAGAACUGAAGGAACUUUCUCUGCAAGAAUUGAGUGGAGGUGCCAGAAUCUCUUAUGUCUUCCAUGAAAUCUUCAAGAACGGGAUUCAGACUUUAGAUCCUUUUGAUCAAAUUAAGGACGCUGACAUCAGAACUAUCAUGCAUAACACCAGCGGUUCAGCACCAUCACUUUUCGUGGGCACACAAGCCUUUGAAGUUCUUGUUAAGCAACAAAUCCAUAGAAUGGAAGACCCUUCCAUCCGUUGUAUUAACCUUGUUUUUGAUGAGUUAGUCCGUAUCUUAUCGCAAAUCAUUAGCCAACCACAAUACGCUCGUUAUCCUGGCUUAAAGGAACAAUUGAGUCAGUGCUUCAUUCAAUUCUUGAGGGAUGAGUUAAUUCCUACUAAUACAUUUGUCUCCGAUAUAAUUCAAGCAGAGGAAACUUAUGUUAACACCGCACAUCCAGACUUACUAAAGGGUUCUGAAGCAAUGUCCAUCGUUGAAGAAAAGUUCCACCCUAAGCCUCAAUUGGCAGUUGACCCAAAGACUGGUAAACCAUUACCACCAAGUCAACAACCUCAACAACAAGCUAAACCUGCUGGAAUGGACGGAACUGAUGGAGCAAACGGUUUUUUCGGGGGAUUCUUCCUGUCUAAGAAUAAGAAGAGACUUCAAUCGAUGGAAGCACCACCUCCAGUUCUCAGAGCAACAGGACAAAUGUCAGAAAGAGAAACCAUGGAAACUGAAGUUAUUAAGCUUCUCAUCUCUUCCUACUACAACAUUGUUAAGAGAUCUGUGUCAGAUAUAGUUCCAAAGGCUAUCAUGUUAAAGUUAAUUGUAAGGUCCAAGGAAAAUAUUCAAAAGGAAUUGUUGGAGAAAUUGUAUAAUUCUCCAGACUUGGCCAGUUUGGUUAAGGAAAAUGAACUUACCGUUCAAAAGAGAAAGGAAUGCUUAAAGAUGGUUGAAGUAUUGAGAAAUGCAAGUGAAAUCGUUUCCAGUGUGUAG
Molecule: messenger RNA, 2103 nt
Organism: Dujonia railenensis
Lineage: Eukaryota; Fungi; Ascomycota; Pichiomycetes; Serinales; Debaryomycetaceae
Source: the annotation of a GenBank genome assembly